AUGCCGAUCCAGAACCACGUGGUGUUGCUCCAAGCACUAGCAUUUCUUGCAUUUGUGGUGUCAGCUUAUAGCUACUGUCAACGGCCUGGAUUCAUCUGUAUGAACAAAGGCAAUUGCACAUUUGAUAAGAAAUGUCAAUGCGACAAGAACUGGGCAGGUUAUGACUGUCGUGCACCAGCAAAAUAUGUAGACUGUUACAAAAGGUGUAACAAUCACGGAACCUGUGUGCUUGGAACAUACUGUUAUUGUGACUUUGGCUGGUACGGUGAUAACUGUGAAAAACAGAACGAAACGAUAACAUGUAACAUGUUUAGUAUGGAUGUGGCCAUGCGCACUCCGGGCAAGCGGGUCAUAAGUCUGCAUGGAUCCGAUGACUGUUCUCUUAAAUUGGACAAGACAGAAAUGGCGAAAAACGAAUUUGUCUACAAGAGAACUUUCCCAAUGAUGGCCAGUCCUGGAUCUCCUUGUGAAGGCUAUCAACGCGAAGAGCUCGGGCCCGGGGUAUUUUCGUACACACUUGCCAUGUCGGUACAACGCAAGCAUACAACAUUUGCUCCUCUUGAUUGGAUAACAGAAUUCACAUGCACAUAUGAGCGAACUGCUAACGGUUCAGUUACAAGAAAUGAAGAAUACAAGCGAUUUGAAGUUGAUAUCGUUGACUAUUUGCAAUAUCCUCUACAAAACGGUGCCGGAACUACACAGAGUAAAGAAUUCUCCUUGGUAUUUUUCUCAAAUCUAACUGAUCACGAAGUAUUAGUGGUGGAAUUGGUUAUGUACAACGCGCAGACAUCACUGAAGAUGUAUGAUAUCAUCGUGGACGGGUGCACAACAUUUAAUGGAAAAAACUUGUUAUUCGGUGAUCAGUUUGUAGCAGAUCAUCUCCGUCAAGAUGGAACACGAGUAUCAGGAACUUGGGUUACCCUCAAUCCAUUAAACGAAGCCGUGGAACUGUACUUCGACUAUAAAGUGAGGGUAUGCAAAGGCCAGUGUUCAAAGCCCGUCUGUGAAGUAAGUCGAAUACCAGAAAAUCGCCCAGGAGUUCGUAUCGUGCUGCAGUGA
This is a messenger RNA of Ylistrum balloti, 1059 nucleotides long. RefSeq names its product EGF-like domain containing protein 1. Gene Ontology annotation, biological process: motor neuron axon guidance. Bases 1 to 1059 code for a protein of 352 amino acids. The transcript is spliced from 10 exons. NCBI's taxonomy places the organism in Eukaryota, Metazoa, Mollusca, Bivalvia, Pectinida, Pectinidae. The record is from RefSeq and is a predicted model, not a curated record.